UAUAUGUUGUGACUCCAGAAGAUAGUUUCUUCCUGUUGGCCAAAGGACUAGAAGCCCGGGCGGUGUGGCAAUGGAAGAUCCAGCGGGCGGUGGGCCACGCCUUGAUGGACAAGAGAGACCUCCCCAUGUGGGGUGACGGGGGCAAAGGCUUUGCCCCCCCGCCCUGCCGCGUCGCUACCUUCGCAUUCAGGGCCGAAGGGCGGCUCAAGAGCGCCACCUACGAGGGGGAGUGGUGCCUGGGGAAACCCCACGGAAAAGGGAAGCUGGUGUGGCCCAAUGGGCAGAACUUUGCAGGAGAUUUCAAGGAAGGCCUGGAAAAUGGGUUCGGGAUCUCUUUGAUCCCUCAAGGAUCCAAUGACCACUACAACUGCUACAAAUGCCACUGGCGGAAGGGUCAGAUGGACGGCUACGGUAUCUGUGAGUACGGCAAUGAGAUGGUCUACAAAGGUUAUUUUAAGGACAACAUGCGCGAAGGUUUUGGCAUCCUGGAUAGCCCUCCGAGUACCGGUCAUCCCUUUAGAUACACAGGACACUGGACGAAGGACAAGAGAGCGGGUUAUGGUGUCUUGGAUGACAAGGAGAGGGGUGAGAGAUACAUCGGGAUGUGGGAAAACGAUCAGAGGCACGGACCAGGGAUUGUGGUGUUGCAGUCAGGAGUCUGCUUCCAAAGGACCUUCCACCUGGAUAAAAUGGUGGGAUCCGGAGUUCUCCUUCUGGAGGAUGAUUUGGUCUAUGAGGGAAAUUUCACAAACGACUUCAAGUUUGUUGGCAAGGGAAAACUGACAUUUCCAAACGGCUUCGUUCUGGAGGAAACCUUCACCAACAAAUCUAUAGAAGGAUUACAGGUUCCAGGAGCGAUGAUCCCUUCUGGCGAUCAACAAUCUUUCGCCAAAUCUGCUAUCCAGUUGGGUCAGGAAGACUUCCCGGUGGAGAAGCGAUGGGAAAACCUCUACGACCAGUUUCUGGCAUUCAUCCAUGCAGGAGGUCAAGCGGACACUGAAGAAUCGUUCAUGGGGUUUCACGUCCAGACGAGUCGCGAACUGCGCAAAUCUCAGGAGAAUCUCUUCUGCGAUGGCGGAAACAAGGAAGCGUCCGAGAAAACGGACUUUCUCGAAGAACUAAUAAAGCACCAGGAACCGGAAGCUCAGCCGAGUUAUUUGCAACAGGCUCUGGAGUCCUCAUUGCACCCUUUAGGGAAAUUGCUGAAAACCCUGAUUUUGGUGUUUCAGUCCACUUAUUCUGGCAUCGGGACUAACAAGCAUCUCUUGAGAAUGGCCCAAGAAGAGGUCAAAGACUACGCCAAGAAAAUAUGGGAAUUUUACCAAAGCUUGUUGCAACUUGCUUUGAAGGUCAAAGGCUUCAAUUCUCCCAAAAACACAGAAAAAAGGUACGUGGACGGAGGCUUCAUCGUCCUGCCUCUCAUCCUCCCCUAUUUCUACCCGGAUCUCCUGAUGCUCUACAUGGUGGCCCACGAGAAGCAGGACGAGGUUUACAGCCAGGGAAUCGUCAGCCUCAGUUGUUUCUCGGACACGGCCCUCCUGGAAUACCUGGGCGUGCAGAAAGACUUCUGGCCUGUGAAAGACCUCGCCCUCGCCAGGGACCAAAGGCAGUCGCUGGUGAAGGACCACUGCUUUCUCUCGGCCACCGAAUGUCUGCAGAAGCUGAUCGCUACCCUGGACCCCCAGGAGAAGCUGGAGAUCCUCCAGAAGACGUACGAGGAGAUUGAGGGAACGAUAAACCAACUAUUGGGGAAGGAGUGCAACCUACCCAUGGACGACUUACUGCCUCUGCUGACCUACGUGGUCACGCGGGCAAGCAUUCAACAUCUAGGAGCAGAAGUUCACUUGAUCAGAGAUUUGAUGGAUCCCACAAAUGGUGGAAAGCAUGACUUCCUCUUGACAGCACUGGAGUCCUGCUACCAGCUUAUCCAGGAGAUAAGGCUACCUCGAGCGGCGGGCGACUCCUGAAAGACUACGCAACCCAUCAUCAACAGCCAAUAGCAGUUGGAGAAUUUAUUCUGAUCAUGCCCAGGAACUGGACUGGACAUAGUUGCUGCUAUAGUUUUAUUUUUUUAAAUUAAUAUGUCUUUCCUAUGGGAAGUGUGUUCAUUCUUUUAGAUGAGCUGUCAAUUUGUUUGAAAUUGAACCAAUGACCGGAGCUCGUUUUGAGAUUGACAGAAAAAAAAGAGAUGGGGUAAGGCUACAGGUAGUCCUUGACUUACAACAGUGACCAUUCAAAGUUACAAACAGUGGUGAAAAAGUGACCUAUGGCCAUUUUUCACACUUGCGACUGUCGGGAGAAAUAUCCAUCUGGCUCGGUUCCAAGCUGGGAGAAAGACACUGGAAACCUGGAGGUUAAUCGGAAAGAUGGCUUAUUGAAGCAGAACCACAUGGGUUCUGGAUAGCUGACUACAUGGAGUUGAGAGCGGGGAAGUGGAGGU
Messenger RNA from Notechis scutatus (mainland tiger snake), 2440 nucleotides. The record is from RefSeq and is a predicted model, not a curated record. Lineage: Eukaryota; Metazoa; Chordata; Lepidosauria; Squamata; Elapidae.